This is a messenger RNA of Oncorhynchus keta (chum salmon), 1655 nucleotides long. RefSeq names its product cadherin-related family member 5-like. The record is from RefSeq and is a predicted model, not a curated record. Lineage: Eukaryota; Metazoa; Chordata; Actinopteri; Salmoniformes; Salmonidae. Bases 104 to 1285 code for a protein of 393 amino acids. The transcript has 12 exons. Gene Ontology annotation, cellular component: catenin complex; adherens junction; membrane. Gene Ontology annotation, molecular function: cadherin binding; calcium ion binding. Gene Ontology annotation, biological process: adherens junction organization; homophilic cell-cell adhesion; multicellular organism development.
CACAGACACAGCAUUAUGCCCAGUGAGUACCAACUGGUACCAUCGUCUCCUCUCCUCGUCCUCUCUACGGACUUCAUUUGUCGUGUCGUCUGAAAACCAGGACAUGGAACUAUAUAAUGUUCAAGGAAAACAGCAAACUGCAAAUAUCCUCCUGGGUUGUCUGGUGUUGUUUUCACUUUCUAUACUUUGUCCAGCUGAGAAACUCUGUACAGUUUCUCCUGACCCCGUGUCUAUAAAAGAGAACAGCACUGUGGACGUUCUAGUAGCCAGAAUCACCUGUAGUGACGAUGUUCAGCUGACCGUCACGGAGAACCCUGCGGAGGCGUUCUACCUGCGGGGGACGGACCUCAUCGCCAAGAGAGGACUGGACUUUGAGUCUCUGCCCCGUGUGGAUGAUGCUCUGUGGGUCAGGGUGCGCUGCAACAGAACUGGCUCCAGAUCAGUGAACGUGUCUGUUGAAGUUUUCAUUGAAAAUGUGAACGAUAAUCCUCCAAACUUCGCUCAGAGUCAUUACGUUCUCCAGGUGAAUGAGAGUCAUUACGUUCUCCAGGUGAACGAGGUGAGACCCUCUUCUAUUUACUAUGUACCUUACUUCGCUCAGAGUCAUUACGUUCUCCAGGUGAACGAGCUGACUCCUGUGAACACCAGUAUUGGCCGGAUAGAGGCCACAGACAUUGACUCUGAGCCCCUGUACUAUCGUUUAGAGUCAGCCACGAACAGGUAUCUACGACUGGAGAAUGCCAACACCCCCAACAUACUGGUGCAAAACAUCAUCGACUACGACUCUGUCCAAAAGAUCUCCCUGGUCUUACAUGUACAGGACACGUAUAACGUUUCUGAGUCCGGCGAGCCUUCGUUCACUGCCGUGGUGACCAUCACGGUUAACGUGAAGGACGUUGACAACCGUCCACCGUGGUUCCAGCCCUGUGUCAGAACCAACCUGGGGAUAGCCAAACUGUGUGUCAGCUCCGGCUACAGGGCAAAGGUCAACCUCACAGAGAAAGAGGACGGUGCUUUAUCCCUGGAGCCUGGUCCGUUAUACGCCAAGGAUGGAGACAGAAAUAGGAGUGAGCUGAUCAGCUACAGGAUAAUUAGAGGGAAUGAAGGCAGCAUCUUCCAGAUCGAUGAGGAGACUAGGGAACAUCUCCAUGACCAAAGCAGCAGACAUAGCAGGCCCAAUAUCCCUCACUGUCCUGGCCUCCCAGGUCACCAACAGGGACCAGUUUGCGGUGACUCAGGUCACCAUCGAGGUGCUGAGGAAGAGCAGGAACCCUCCGCGGUUUGAGAAGGAGCGUUACGAAGGUUACAUCUACAGUAACUCAGUCCCAGAGACCAUGAUCCUACGAGACAGAACCUCCAACAGACCCUUCAGGGUCAGGGCCAGAGACGAGGACUUUGCCACCGGUGUAAACCCAGACAUGAGAUAUGAGGUGCAGUACAGCAGUUAUGUCAAUGUGACAAACGAAGGGUUUGUUCUUCUGAAGAGGGUUGUGAAGACAGAGUCCUUCGCUCUGCAGGUGAGUGGUUAGCUGCCUCAUUGUUCUUCUGAAGAGGGUUGUGAAGACAGAGUCCUUCGCUCUGCAGGUGAGUGGUUACCAGUCUCAUUGUUCUUCUGAAGAGGGUUGUGAAGACAGAGUCCUUCGCUCUGCAGGUGA